Messenger RNA from Brassica rapa (field mustard), 5118 nucleotides. Its product is annotated as protein SMAX1-LIKE 3. The record is from RefSeq and is a predicted model, not a curated record. NCBI's taxonomy places the organism in Eukaryota, Viridiplantae, Streptophyta, Magnoliopsida, Brassicales, Brassicaceae.
ACGGUCGUCGCCUCGACGGUCUCUAACGAUAGUAGGGGUUUUCGCUUCAGCAUUUUCUGCGGCGAUUCCUCAAGUCACAGAUUACGUUUCUUUGCUCUUAAAUUUAGAAGAGUGUCAUGUCAAAAUUAGGACAACUUUUCUCCAUUCCUCCUUUAAUUAUCUUUUUACAUCUUUAUUUUUAAAAGUUUGGUCGUCUAAUGGAAAAUUAUGUCAUAAACUAUUCUUUUUGUUCUUCUGUGGUUUCACUUUUAUGAAAUAUGUGCUUUACUUUGAUAGGGAGGGUUUUCUCAGUACAAACUUUCCUGCAUUCCCAUGUAAUUCCUGGACAAGAGUUUGAUUUGAAAGCAACCACUCGGAAAUUUCAUGCACAAACACACAAAAUUAUUUAGAGAUUUGGAACCAGUUUCAGCUUAACAUGGGACAAGCAAAAAUUUUGCAAGUUGUAGUAGACUAGUAGUUUUACCAAGAUUUCAGGUUCUUGCCAUGUUAUUGUGGGGGUUUUCAGUUUUCUACAUAACACUUGUUCAAAAUAUGACAGCUAUAUUUACAAAAUAUUUAGCAAGUCGAUUCGACCGAUUCGAAAAAAGGGUCGAUUUUAUCAAAUUUUAAAAUUAUUUAGUAUAUUUUUGACCGGUGCUCUGAGUUAGUGAUUUAGUCGAAAGAGUUAGUUUUGUUGUGUUCCUUGUUCGAUGCUUUACGCCAUGCCAUCAGAUAUUAAAAUGAUUGGCCCUGGAUUUCAGAAAAAAAUGAGACCUAACCCAAACUCUUUCUAAGUUUCCACUUAAUAAAAAAAAAAUUCGUAAAUGACUAGAAUCAUCUGCGAGCUGGCCUGUUUAAAGCAUCCGCGUCUAACUGUCAUAUACUUUUCUUUUAAAGGAUUGGUCUCUGCAAGUGUUUUUCCUUUUGUGAUAGAGGAUGAAUGCUUUUGAUAGGGAAACAAAGUUGAUCGGUUGGAUUAAAGGCUAAAAGGGUUUGCGAUUGGGUGUGCCCGAAGUAACCAUCUCGAUUCCUUUUCUUUUCUUUUUCAAAACGCUUUUGCCUUCAUGUAUUUUUGUCUCUCUUUGUAUGGCCUUUUGGUCUAAGCUCAUAAACUACACUUGGUAUUUACCCUUUACACUCUAAACUGUCCUCUUUGGUCCUACAUGUCCUUUGUAACGUUACUGAAGCAUGAAUUUGUGCACCUUUUCAAUAUACCAAGAUGAUUUGAACCUUUGUUCACAUUAGAAAGAGAGAAAAUAUAUAGGCUAAGUUUUCUUUUAAUCUUAAUCUCUUAAAACUUAAAGUUAAUUCUUGAAAAUUUGUUUUUUAUUAAUCAAUAAAAAUCUUUACAUCAAACUAAUGCAAAAAAAAACACUAAUGUAAAAUGAAAAUAUGAAUAUCUAAUUAAUAAAACAAAAAUAAAGCAAUCAUAAACUAUACAACAAAAGAAGACAACAUAAUGUAAAGGAAAAUUGAAUACCUAAUUCAUAAAACUACCAAAACUCAUUAGCUGAUUUACCCUAACCAUGGUCGUGUAUCACAAGGCUGGAUGUUUUCGCCUUGGCUUGGAGUUAAAUCAUGAAACCUGGAAAUUUAAAGACUUUAUAUUGAUAGUUUUCUUUCUUCUUGAUCAUAAUAGUAUAAUCACAUCUUUGCUUGUCCUCAAUAAUAAUUGUUGGAUCAUGCAUGUCCAUCUUCCUUUGUUGUUUUUCUUCUUCUUUUAACUAAAUUUUGAGUAAUGACCCUUUACUUUUGUAAUAGGAGCCAAAGGCAGUUAGUGUAAUAAGGGCAUCAUUCCAUAUUUUACUCCAAAAUUGAGAAAAUUGAGUAGAAAAUGGAAUAAUGAACAAAAAUUAAAAGGAUUAUUCCAUUUAUAGAGUAAUGAUUUUAUUUUUUGUUCAUCACUCCAUUUUUUAUUCUAUUUUUUCUAUUUUUGAGUAAAAUAUAGAAUGAUGUUGAAGAUGCUCUAAGAAAUUUUGUUGAUUGUUGAUUGAUGAGUGGCCUUUGGAAGAAGUAUUUAAAAUUAUAAUAAGUAAAGGCUGAAAAUAUGAUUGGGGAAUGAAAGGAAGAUCUCUUGUACAAUCCUUCAGAAAUUAAUAAUUACAUUUACCAUUUCAUUAACCUUUGAGGACUAUAUAUAUACAACAUUCUCUUAUAAUAUUGUAUAAAUGUUGUUGAAGAUUCCUAGGUAAGGUAAAUGGUGGUGCUCUUCUUUUCUCUUCUUUCUAUGCAGUGGCAUGCUUCAUGAAAGAGAGAGACCUAUUCAUCAAAGUAGAAGUGUAAUAGGAUAAGCUCCUAAUGCCAGUUACUGUAACGUGAUUUCAUAGAUCCAUCUUGGAUUUUAUGCUGCAUUCCCUGAAUAGCAAAUGGAUUUUGUAUCCUUUGCUAGAUUUGAGAUUCAGCUGUUCACUAUCUAACUUUGAGUGAAAUAAUGUAUCAUCAAGUUAAGGUUAGUAUAUCCUUGCCUUGUGGCAUAUUGGUUUAUGCAUACAUUUUUGGUCUUUCUUAAUAGUAAACACCUUUGUUUCUUAUUCUUCUUCUUCUUUGUUUCCUCGAUUUUAAAAGAAAGAUAUAUUGAAAAAGCUACACACUUUUCUGAAAGUAAUGAAAGGGAAAGAUAAUUAUAUUUAAUACAUUUAUUAUAUGAAUUUAUAUGCCUAUGAUGGGUCCGCUGCUAAAUUUAAAGAAGAUACAAAGACCAAAAUAGUGAUUCUAAGCGAGACCCUUUUGGUUUACACUUACAGAACCUGAAGGGUUAAAACAGCUUCAUCAGUUAUGAUUCUUGAUUAUAUUAUGGAACAUAGUUCAUGUUAAUGUUAUUCUAGAAACUGUGUGCCAAUAUUUUCCGCUUUCUUUAUUUAUCUUGCAGCUAUUUUGGUCGCUUACACGCUUGUGACAUGGGUUAGCUUUUGCUUGAUUGGGUUAAGACCAGGUGUGACUGUUGUCUUAAAAAGGUAUAAAGACAUGGCUAUUAGUUGGUGUAAGGUGAUGUAUAAUUGGAGGUGUUAUCUUUGAAUAUAUAUAUAUAUAUGUAAAUGAUAUGCAUCUUUAAUUAGGUCUUUUAAAUAUAGAAAACAAAUGAUAAACUUUGCAUAAAAGAGAGGUACCCACUUAUCAAGCAGUACCCAUGAUACAUUUUUAAAAUGUAUAUGUGAAAUUUGAGAUAGAAAAACACUAUUAGGGGGGAAAGCUGAAUUGCCUUUGGCUUUUGAUACUGAUUUGUCACCACAUGCAUUCCACUUUGCACUACAAAAACCCACUUUGGACCCUUAAAUUCUUGCCUCUACUACAAGAAAAGCAUACACAUUCCUCAUACUCCCCAUAUAAUUUCACCUCUCACUUCCUUCCAUAGACUUACACAAACAUCUUUUGGUAAGCUCCUUUGAUUUUUUUUUUUUGUUAUCCAAAGAAAAAAAAUAUCAAGACAAGACUGUGUAUAUUGAGUAUGAGAAGUGGAGGUUGUAGUGUCCAGCAAUCCCUCACGCAUGAAGCUGCAAACAUGGUGAAACAAGCCAUGGCCUUGGCUAGACGGCGAGGGCAUGCUCAGGUCACGCCUCUCCAUGUGGCUAGCACCAUGCUCUCUGCUUCCACAGGUUUACUCAGAACAGCUUGCCUCCAAUCCAACACUCAUCCUCUUCAGUGCAGAGCACUUGAGCUCUGUUUCAACGUCUCUCUCAACCGCCUCCCAACUUCCACAGGGAGUCCUAUGUUGGUCCCUUGUAUAUCUAACGCUCUGGUGGCAGCUUUCAAGCGUGCACAGGCUCACCUGCGGCGUGGCUCCCUCGAGAACCAGCAACAACCAAUCUUAGCCGUCAAGAUUGACCCUGAGCAGCUUGUAAUCUCCAUUCUUGAUGAUCCUGGUGUCAGCAGAGUGAUGAGAGAGGCUGGUUUCUCAAGUCCUCACGUGAAGAGCAAGGUGGAGCAAUCUGUGUCUUUGAUGAUCUCCUCCAAGAAACCUAAACUAACUUCCGCAGUAAGGAACAAAGAUAUCAUAAACGGUGUAGACAAUCGGGUGGCUGAGAGGAGGGAGACCUUCAGUGAGAUCGAAAACGGGACCGUUCUAGAAUGCUCAAUGAAGACAAGCAGUAGAGUGACCACUGCUCUCCCAGCGUGGCUUCAGAAGUACAAGAACGAGAACCAAAGUGACAGAACUGAUUUAGAUAACUCAAUCUCUGAUUCAGUAUACAUAAGACCAUCUGAGAAAACUCUAGACCUUUCUUCUCUGUCUCCUUCCUCUUCUUCCAAUACUUACGCUCAUACAAGAGAGGUGGAGUAUCCCUCCAGGUUUAAUGAGUUGAAUGAUGAAAACCUAAGAACUCUAUGCGAUGCCUUGAUAAGCAAGGCACAAAGCCAGAAGGAUGUGAUCCCUGCUAUCGCAAAAGCUAUCUUAAGUUGUAGGUCAAGAUCAGCACCUAGGAAGCUAAGCAACGGGAACCGAAAAGAAGAAACAUGGUUACUUUUCCAAGGUGUGGAUGUUGAGGCCAAAGAGAAGAUAGGUAGAGAGUUGGCAGAGCUUGUGUUUGGGUCUCAGAACAGUUUUGUCUCAAUUAACUUGAGAGACAAGAAAAGGAGGAGAGAUGAAGAUAGCUUGAGCUACACUCAGAGAUUGUUCGAAGCCGUGUCUUGUGAUCCACACAGAGUGUUCUUCGUAGAAGAUAUAGGUGAAGCUGACUAUUUAUGUCAGAUGGGUUUCAAGAGGGCCAUUGAGAGAGGAAGAGUCCAAAGUGAAAAUGGUGAAGAAGCUUUGCUUAGAGACGCCAUAGUGAUCUUGUGCUGUGAAAGAUUUAUCUCGAGAUCAAGAAGUUGUUCACCUCCAGAAGAAGAGAGAAAGAUGAGGAGUUCUUGUAUAUCUCUCGAUCUAAACCUCUCUCUCCAUCAUGAUGGUGAUGAUGAUGGACAUUGCAGUGAUCAUAUUGGAUUACUUGACGCUGUAGAUGCACACAUUAUUUUCAGCAACUCGGCAACAUGAUCAUUUAUAGACAUGAUCUUGCUACAUAUGGUCAGGGUCAUGUGUUACUACUUCUCCUUGGGACAUUUUUCUGGCUCAAUCGUGUAGUUAGGAUGCUUAGGAACUUUGUAGAGGGGGUAUGUUAACAAAGUUAAUCCAAAUCAUAAUUUAAUUUCUCUUUAGAUAUCCAA